GUGAGUGGGGGGAGAUGGCAUUAUGCUGGAUGGUAUGGCUGUCAACUGGACAGAUUUUUUGUUAGCUGCCAUAAAUGGAAGAUGCAUCUGUGCGUGGACCACAGGGCAAGAUGUUCUCGAGGUCCGUGAGUGAGGAGUACAAACGCCAUCUCAUCGACCACUUAGGAAAGAGAUGACUGCAUCACAUUUUGCCAGUCAACUGAAAAAGGAUUUCGAUACUGAGAUGAUUAGAACUAAAAUUGCUGAGGAGAGUUUUCUCUCUGAGGAAGCAGACAGAUAUGAUAAAUAUGAAGGAAAAAGACACUCUGGUUUGACGGAUGUCAACCUUCCAACCUUGGAAGGUAGAAAUCUUGAAUUAGAGGAGGCAUCUCAAGAGCCUAUUCGAGAAGAGAUGAGUGUGAGACAGAGAUCAGCGAAGUCUCUUCUAAGUGAUCAACGAAGACAAAGGCUCCAGAAAUACCUAGAGGAAAAGCAACUGAAAAAAUUAAGAGAGAAACCUCAGCGACCACCAUUUAUAGUGGGUAUUUAUAGACCUGAUAAACCUAUUUUUCUUUCAUCAAUACCAGCACACCAGCCAAAAAAGAUCGUUAAUGGGAGUGAUGUUCGAGCAACACGAUCUGAUCGAAGACAAACUUCUGAAAAGAAAGUGUCCAACGAGAAAACAGCAGGGCAGCCUGAAAUGCCCAUGUGCAUGAGAACCACUCCAUCGAUGACUCAAAGAGCGAAGCAGACCACAGGAGCAGCCUCCACCGGUGCAGGCUCUGCUGCGCCGGCCAUGCGAGCGGUGUUUGGUGAGAACUGUUCCUUCAUCAGUGGCUGA
This is a messenger RNA of Equus caballus (horse), 820 nucleotides long. The record is from RefSeq and is a predicted model, not a curated record. NCBI's taxonomy places the organism in Eukaryota, Metazoa, Chordata, Mammalia, Perissodactyla, Equidae.